This is a messenger RNA of Durusdinium trenchii, 330 nucleotides long. NCBI's taxonomy places the organism in Eukaryota, Dinophyceae, Suessiales, Symbiodiniaceae. The record is from the annotation of a GenBank genome assembly.
AUGCUGAUACAGUCGCUUUUGAAAGUUGACCGGUCCAAUAAAGUGUACCAUCGCAGGAAGAGAAAAACCGCAUUGAAGGUCAAAGCAGAGAAAAAAAGUGGUAAAGUGUGCUUCUUAACGACGCAGGUAGAAUCGCACACAUUUCAUUUGCGUCUUGGUGGCAGAGGAGUGUACCCAGUGCACCCCAAUCUUGCGGCCUUUGAUCCUGAGGGGCAGUGGAAGAAUAUGAUUUCCACUCCGUCACCAUGUGAAGAUCAAAGGAUUUGUGCCAAGACCUGUCGCGUUGCUCGCAUCUUGUAUCCGAUGUAUCCCAUGUUUGAUCCAGAUUGA